AGGACACCCACUAGGAGGCGCGCGUGCGAGGAACUCUGUGGGUGCAGAGGCGCGAUGGACGGGGAGGCUGGGGGGGCGCCCGAGGUGCACACGUCCCCGGCUCCCAGGGACUUCCACUUCUGCCCCACGGAUCUGUAUGACUCCGAAGGCCGGCUGCGGCUCUUCCCAGAAGAACACACGCGGACGGGAAGACAAGUGCCCGCCGAAAUGACCAGCGAGCCCGGGGGGGCGGCCCCAGGUAAGGCCCAGAGCGACCUGGAGGAGGAGGUGCAGGAGCUUGUGGAUUUGUACGCGCUUGGAGGUGGUGGCGAGUGGGGCGCGGAGCUCGUGGAUGGAAGCGCGCCGCGCGUGGAGGUCUCGGAACCCCGGCUGCACCUGUCCUCGGCGGGGGCGCAGAGGGACUGGCGGCUGGGCGCCGAGGCCGAGGACCCGGGCUGCUUGGGCUGGGGCGCGGCCGGCCGGGACCUGCGGGAAGCCUACAGGUACGCGCACGGCCGGGCCAGCGAGGAGUACGAGUGCUACGUCAUCCCCGAGGAGGAGGACGAGGACGAAGCCGCCCUGGUCUUCUGUGUCACUUGCAAAGCCCCAGUAAGGGCGUGCGAGGUUUCGGAUGCGCACGGAGAGCAUGAGGUGACCCCCCUCAGCAAGGCCCUGGAAAGCGCCAAGGACGAAAUUCACAAAAACAUGUUCAAACUGGAAAAGCAGAUUAUCGAGAUGGAGAAUUUUGCAAAUCACUUGGAGGAGGUUUUCAUCACCGUGGAGGAGAACUUUGGAAGACAGGAACAAAAUUUUGAGUCACAUUUCAAUGAGAUUUUGGAAACACUUGCUCAAAAAUAUGAAGAAAAAAUACAAGCUCUCGGAGAGAAAAAGAAAGCGAAGUUGGAAGCCUUGUAUGGACAACUGGUCAGCUGUGGGGAAAACCUGGAUACCUGUAAGGAACUCAUGGAAACCAUAGAGGAGAUGUGUCACGAAGAGAAGGUCGACUUCAUAAAGGAUGCUGUGGCUAUGGCUGACAGACUGGGAAAAUUCUUGAAUACAGAAACAGACGUGGAAAUCUCUGCGCAGCCUGACUUUGAAGACCAGACCUUGGACUUCUCUGAUGUGGAGCAGCUAAUGGGCUCCAUUAACACCAUCCCAGCUCCUUCUGCUCCAGUGAUAAACCCACAGGCCCCCAACUCGGCCACGGGCUCCUCUGUCCGUGUGUGCUGGAGUUUGUACUCUGACGACACAGUGGAGAGCUAUCUGCUGUCCUACCGGCCGGUGCAGGACGGCUCGCCUGGGAAGGACCAAGCAGAGUUUACAAUGACUGUCAAAGAAACAUAUUGCUCAGUGAGAAAUCUUGUGCCAAACACCCAGUAUGAAUUUUGGGUCACAGCUCAGAACAGGGCCGGCCGCAGCCCCGCCAGUGAGCGUGCAAUGUACAUGACAGCCCCCUCCCCUCCCAUUAUAAAAAGCAAAGAGAUACGGAGCUGCGAAGAGGCUGCACUGAUCUGCUGGGAGUCUGGGAACCUGAACCCCGUGGACUCGUACACGGUGGAGCUGACCCAGGCGGAAAGUCCUGAAGCCUCGGGAGUAACUGAGUCGGUCGUGGGCAUCCCGACUCGCGAGGCCUUGGUGCAGCUGCAGCCCAGGCAGCGCUAUACCAUCUACGUGCGAGCCCUCAGCGUGGGGGGCCCCAGUGCAAGGAGCGACCCCGUGACCGUCUACACCACAGCCUGGGGGUACCUGACUGGUACCAGUGUGAUGUGGGAAGCUGACUCUCUCUCCCCGGCAGUUCCCAGGUGUGUUGCCGUCAUGGGGAAUCUCAUUCCAAUCCGAGGGCGCCAUUACUGGGAGGUGGAGGUGGACGAGAGGUCCCACUACACGGUGGGUGUGGCCUUUGAAGAUGUCCCUAAACAAGAGGACCUGGGAGCCAACUGCCUGUCUUGGUGCAUGAGGCACAGACUUGCAUCAUCACGGCAUAAGUAUGAGUUCCUGCACAACGGGACGACUCCAGAUAUAAGAAUAACUGUCUCCCCGAGGAAGAUCGGCAUUCUGCUAGACUAUGAAAAUUCAAAAUUGUCAUUUUUCAAUGCGGACAUUUCUCAGCAUCUGUACACGUUUAGUUGUCAGCUUCACCAAUUUGUGCAUCCCUGUUUUUCUUUGGAAAAGCCUGGGUGUCUGAAGAUACAUAAUGGCAUUUCAAUGCCAAAGCAUGUCACUUUCUACUAG
Puma concolor (puma) is the source of this 2211-nucleotide messenger RNA. NCBI's taxonomy places the organism in Eukaryota, Metazoa, Chordata, Mammalia, Carnivora, Felidae. The record is from RefSeq and is a predicted model, not a curated record.